Molecule: messenger RNA, 498 nt
Organism: Leishmania braziliensis MHOM/BR/75/M2904
Lineage: Eukaryota; Euglenozoa; Kinetoplastea; Trypanosomatida; Trypanosomatidae
Exons: 1
Coding region: 1-498 (165 amino acids)
Source: RefSeq, a predicted model, not a curated record
AUGCCCAAGUUUUCAAACUCCGGGUACUCCCUGGUUGGCCAGCAGUGGCAGCGAGAUGCGGCCGACGUAGCGGUGACAGAGACGACCCAGGUCGUAGGCAGCGUCACCCGCCCGUGGCACUACAGCUUGUGUGUGACCUGCACCGAGAUGAAUUCGUGCCUCGAGUGCUACUUCUGUACGGUCUGCCAGCUGAGCCGCCAGUUCAACAUGUUCUAUAACAACACGCCGGAGCUACACCUUCCUGUCUGCGUCGCAGUGACAGCGCUGAACGUAGGCGGUGUCCCCUCUGUCUUUGUGCUCGAGUAUAUCAUACGUGCAGACAUUCGUCGUCGCUACGGCAUUGAGGGCAACUGCGUGAAAGAUUGCUGCGUGUCGUGGCUGUGCGGGCCGUGCGCGGUGCAGCAGCAGUUCCUGGAGAUGACGUCUCUCGGCCUGUGUCCCGGCAUGAGCAUGUGCGGCCUCACCCCUGUAGUGCCAGAGUCGCCAAUGAUGCUCUAG